Messenger RNA from Leishmania mexicana MHOM/GT/2001/U1103, 1677 nucleotides. RefSeq lists its product as hypothetical. The transcript has a single exon. Lineage: Eukaryota; Euglenozoa; Kinetoplastea; Trypanosomatida; Trypanosomatidae. Bases 1 to 1677 code for a protein of 558 amino acids. The record is from RefSeq and is a predicted model, not a curated record.
AUGUCGCGUGCGGUGAACGGCAUCACUGCGUGGGAGAAGCGGCAGGAGGAGUACCGGCACUGGCGCCGCGAGAACUUGAAGGGGUCGACGUAUUACCGGUUCUCCAGGCCACUCAAUACCCUGGGCGGCGCAGAGACAGAGGCGGAGGAGAACGAUGCCUUGCCGUCUCUGUACAACGCCUACGCUCCUGUUCUUUGCUCUUCCGAGGAGCGACACCGUAUUGAGCGCCGCCGACUGCGCGCCAUUGAGGCGGAGCGGACGGCGCGCUCGACCGCGCGCGCGCACGAGCAAGCGGCGUACGAGGACGAGGUGCUGCUCCAACGCACACGCAAGCUCCGUGGCGAGGCUGUUGACCUGCCCGACUCCUACCUGCGCGCCGCCUACCCUGAUCCGUCCACGUUCACCGGCUACGCAGAGCUGGUCACUGGAGAUGACAAGGGCCGCAGCUACCCAACACCGCAUGCAAGCAAGGCCGCCAGCGGUUAUCUCGCCAACCCGAAGCUCGUCGUGAAGGAUCAUCACCGUGCCAUGCAGCAGUACCUCGUGGCGAGGCAGCAAGCACGGCUCAAUCAGGAGGCGCAGCGCUUGGAAGCGGCCGAGCGUCAGCGGCGUGAUAUUGAGGCGCAGCUGACGGACUGCCAGUUGCAGGAAGCAGCCUACCUCGCGUCGUGGAUGGAGGGCCGCCCGCGGGUGUGUCGUGCGCGAGAGACAGAGCGGCACGCGCGGCAGGAGGCAGAGCAGCGCGCCUUGGAUGAGUGGAGCCGCGCGGCUCAGACGCGCGAGCGGGCGGCGUACGCCCUGUACGCCUCUCAUGAGGCAGCGGCCGCCACAGCGCAUCAGCAGGAGCUGCGCGCGCGUGCCGUUGCGCCGCGACCGUACAACCGCAAGGGCAUCUCUGGCAGCCAUCGUCCUGAGCAAGAGGUGCAGCCUUUGCCAGCGACGUCAGCUGCAGAGUACAAUAGGGCUGCAGCGCGCGUGCCAAGCCCGCCGCCUACUGGCGUUUCGGACUCGUCAGGGACCGUCGGCUGUCCUCCGCAAGCAGCCGCUCCCCCACUGCCGAUGGUGCCGAGUCAGGCACCGGAGAAGUUGGCGCGGGCAGCUCGGCCCGUAACACCCGCCGUGCGCCCCGAGACACCGGCGCUGCCGCCAUCUCAGGUGGUGGGCCCCACCUCGACAAACUUCUUCAACGAGGUGAAGCAGUGGACGCGGGAUUUUCCGUCGCCCAACGCCGUUCCCGUCAACGGCUCCGACGCCGCGUACCGGCGGGCGUGGAAGGCAGAGCUAGAAGAGGGGCAGCUUCGCUUUAAUCGUGAAAUGACGCAGCGGCAGCGCGAAGAUAUUGCGCGCCGUGUGCAAGAGGCGCGCGAGAAGAUGUUUGAGGGAAGCUGGCAGCAGGCAGAACAGAAGCGGCACGAGAAGCGUGAGCUGGCGGCGCGGCGCGCCGAUCAUACGCAGGCAGAGGUCGAGGCCGCCACGGCGGUGCGGUUGGAGGUGCGGCUGGAGUCGCAUCGCGCCCAGCAGCAGAGAAUGAUGCAGGCCGCCGAGCGCUACAACGAGACCCAGUUCCUGCGGCAGCAGUCGAAGCAGCGUGAGAUGGUGCUGCGAUCGGUGGAGGAGGAGGAGCUUCAGCAGCUGCGCAUGAUGGCGUCGUCCGCCUCAGCGGCGAAUCGCGGGUGA